GCUGGAGGUAGAUUUAGAUUCGCAUUAGUUUGUUAUUUGGCACCGGUUUGAUCGCGGUGUCAUAGCGGCUGUGGAUUGAUCAGUGAAAGCAUCUUCUCAUUAGGACACGGCUGUGUUUCAGCACAGGAGAGACUGAGGAAGGCGCGUGACGAUGUUGAGGGUCUCGGAUGCUUUGGUCACUUUGGUGACUCUCUACUGUGUAUUCAAAGGGACUGUCGGCGGAUACGGCAUGAGCAUGUUCGCCGCUCAGACUUCCCCACCGGAUCCGUGUUACGACGAGUACGGUCACCCCACAAGAUGCAUCCCCGAUUUCGUGAACGCGGCGUUCGGGAAGGAAGUGCGCGCGUCCAGCACCUGCGGCAAAACACCGAGUCGGUACUGUGUGGUGACUGAGAAAGGGGAUGAAAGGCACAGAAACUGCCACACGUGCGACGCGUCGGACCCAAAGAAAUAUCACCCACCUGCUUACCUGACCGACCUGAACAAUCCUCAUAAUAUCACCUGCUGGCAGUCGGACAAUUACAUCCAGUAUCCUCGAAACGUCACUUUAACAUUAUCCCUGGACAAGAAAUUCGAGGUGACCUACGUGAGUUUGCAGUUCUGCUCACCAAGACCAGAGUCUAUGGCUAUCUUUAAAUCAAUGGACUACGGAAAGUCUUGGGUGCCUUUCCAGUACUACUCGACCCAGUGUAGAAAGAUGUACAACAAGCCCAGCAAAGCCACGAUCACUAAGCAAAACGAGCAAGAGGCCAUCUGCACAGAUUCUCACACCGACAUGCACCCUCUCUCCGGCGGGUUGAUCGCGUUCAGCACCCUGGACGGGCGACCCUCCGCGCACGAUUUUGACAAUUCACCCGUACUUCAGGACUGGGUGACCGCAACAGACAUUAAGGUGACAUUUAGCCGACUGCACACUUUCGGAGACGAAAAUGAGGAUGACUCGGAGCUGGCCCGAGAUUCUUAUUUUUACGCCGUGUCAGACCUGCAGGUCGGAGGCAGAUGUAAGUGUAAUGGACACGCGUCACGGUGCGUCAAAGACCGGGAUGGAAACCUAGUGUGCGAGUGCAAGCAUAAUACAGCCGGACCAGAGUGUGACAGAUGCAAACCUUUUCACUAUGACCGACCCUGGCAGCGCGCAACUGCCAGAGAAGCCAACGAGUGUGUCGCCUGCAAUUGUAACCUCCAUGCGAGGCGCUGUCGUUUCAACAUGGAGCUUUACAAACUCUCCGGGAGGAAAAGCGGAGGAGUCUGCCUGAACUGCCGCCACAAUACGGCGGGUCGCCACUGCCACUACUGCAAGGAGGGCUACUACAGAGACAUGUCUAAGCCCAUCUCUCACAGAAAGGCCUGCAAAGCCUGUGAUUGCCAUCCUGUGGGGGCCGCGGGCAAAACCUGUAACCAAACCACAGGCCAAUGCCCCUGUAAAGACGGUGUGACGGGUAUCACAUGCAACCGUUGUGCUAAAGGCUACCAGCAGAGCCGAUCACCCAUUGCCCCCUGCAUAAAAAUUCCUAUUGCUCCACCAACUACCACUGCAAGCAGCACAGAGGAACCUUCAGACUGUGAAUCCUACUGCAAGGCUUCCAAAGGCAAGCUGAAGAUCAAUAUGAAGAAGUACUGCAAGAAAGAUUACGCUGUUCAGGUCCAUGUCCUAAAGGCAGACAAAGCCGCCGAGUGGUGGAAGUUCACCGUCAACAUCAUCUCUGUCUACAAACAGGGUGAAAGCCGAAUCCGCAGAGGAGAUCAGUUUUUGUGGGUCAGAGCAAAGGAUGUGGCCUGCAAGUGCCCGAAGAUCAAGCCCGGAAAAAAGUACCUGCUGCUGGGCAACGAUGAGGAUUCCCCUGGACAAAGCGGUGUGGUGGCAGACAAGGGCAGUCUGGUCAUUCAGUGGAGGGACACUUGGGCUCGAAGACUACGGAAGUUUCAGCAGCGGGAGAAGAAAGGAAAAUGCAAGAAAGCAUAGUGAGGUUGAAAUGGAAAGAGGUUGUCAUCAAGAGCUGGACAGAGAAACAACAGACGAGUGGUGGAUGAAAAGAUGAUAAGGGAAAGGAAGAGAAGAAACAGGAGGGACUUAGCACCGCUACUUUGAAUAAAGGCAUGAAGAGACUAACUUUUU
Molecule: messenger RNA, 2116 nt
Organism: Sinocyclocheilus anshuiensis
Lineage: Eukaryota; Metazoa; Chordata; Actinopteri; Cypriniformes; Cyprinidae
Product: netrin-1-like
Exons: 6
Coding region: 152-1963 (603 amino acids)
Biological process (GO): motor neuron axon guidance; animal organ morphogenesis; dendrite development
Cellular component (GO): basement membrane
Molecular function (GO): protein binding
Source: RefSeq, a predicted model, not a curated record